Molecule: messenger RNA, 1752 nt
Organism: Medioppia subpectinata
Lineage: Eukaryota; Metazoa; Arthropoda; Arachnida; Sarcoptiformes; Oppiidae
Source: the annotation of a GenBank genome assembly
AUGACAUCCAAACCAUUGGAUCCAUUGGCCAUACAUUCGCCCGAACGAAGACCCCUAUCAUCACCACAACUGGUCCACAGAUGCACACACACACACACACCCACUCACUCGUCCGCACCCAUCAUGUGUCGCAUCAAUAGGUUCUCAUCGGUUGUGUUGUUGUCGUCGGUGUGUCUGUUGUGGUGGCCGUCGAUGGUGUGGACGGAACGGUUGGAUCAAUACGUUGAACACUACGAGCCGCUCGACUACCCGCCCGUCGACACCAGUCAUUUGCAUCGCCUUCACUCCGCGAGUCGUGCCAAACGCUCAACUGAUCCCAAGUCUCCAUACCAUACGGCCGAUGAGCACAAACGGCGUGACGCCGGCCCAGAGCUGCCGCCGCUGGCGGUGGAGUUCCGAUCUCACGGCCGCCACUUUCCGCUACGGUUACGGCCCGACACGGACUCUGUGUUUCAUCCGGAUCUGGUGGUGGAGGGCUCUGACGGCCGACCAGUGGCUGUGAGUCUGUCGCACAUAGUGUCGGGCGAGUUGGCCAGAGACCCCACGAGCCGUGUGUUCGGUGCGGUGCGCGACGGCCUGUUUGAAGGCCAGAUCCACACCGGGAAAGGCCAGCACUACUACGUGGAGCGAGCGCUCAAUUACAUCAAUUCUAGUGAUUAUCAAUUGAAACACAAUAAGUCACUGCCAUUUCAUUCGGUGAUCUACUCCUCAAGACAUGUCACCGACCCGUACCGGCACAAGCGGUCCGCACAGGACGGCGCCUGCGCUCUGGACGACGACACCCGCGAGUGGAUGAACACCGUCUCCAACUCGGGAGUCGACGACCAAACGGACGGCGAUUACAGCGACGGCCUGUUGUCCAGACGUAAGCGAGAGUACGGAACCAAUAAUUACGGCAACAGCGGUACAGUGCGGCCCAACUACUGGACGACGGCGUUCGAGGCUCAGGGACGCAUCGGUCCGGCCAACCGACCGGCGCAGACCACCCCUCGGGACACGCCGUUCGUACCGCAACGCCGCGCCUGCAGUCUAUACAUACAAACGGAUACAUAUCUCUGGGAUCACAUCAAGAAGAACGAGCCGUCGGACGCGAAAGCACGCGAAGAGAUCGCCUCAUUGGUGGCCCAACACAUCAAAGCCGUUAACCAUAUCUACGAGACCUCUGUGUUCAAAGACAUCUACGGCCUGAAGUUCAUUGUGCAACGGCUCAAAAUCAACGACUCGUCCGCCUGUGAUUCGGCCCACAAGCGGGAGUCCAACCAAUUCUGUUCGCCAAACAUCGAUGUCUCCAACUUCUUGAAUCUGAACUCACAAUUCAAUCACAACGACUUCUGUUUAGCCUAUAUAUUCACUUACCGUGACUUCAGCGGCGGUACACUAGGCCUGGCCUGGGUUGCCAGCACUUCAGAGAUCGCCUCAUUGGUGGCCCAACACAUCAAAGCCGUUAACCAUAUCUACGAGACCUCUGUGUUCAAAGACAUAUACGGCCUGAAGUUCAUUGUGCAACGGCUCAAAAUCAACGACUCGUCCGCCUGUGAUUCGGCCCACAAGCGGGAGUCCAACCAAUUCUGUUCGCCAAACAUCGAUGUCUCCAACUUCUUGAAUCUGAACUCACAAUUCAAUCACAACGACUUCUGUUUAGCCUAUAUAUUCACUUACCGUGACUUCAGCGGCGGUACACUAGGCCUGGCCUGGGUUGCCAGCACUUCAGGUACGGCCACAACCACUCCCCACUCACACUGUGUCCCAUAA